Messenger RNA from Lathyrus sativus (Indian pea), 669 nucleotides. The record is from the annotation of a GenBank genome assembly. NCBI's taxonomy places the organism in Eukaryota, Viridiplantae, Streptophyta, Magnoliopsida, Fabales, Fabaceae.
AUGAACAUGGCAAGUCUCGCGGGAAGCAUUGGCUUCAAAAUCUCGUUUCAUCUUCUACCUGGCGUUUCUUCAAUUUCAUGGAACAUUUGGAAGUUUCGGAUUGUUUGCUUGAAGAGUAGAGACUUUAGUUCUUCUUCUGUUACUGCUAGCUACAUUCCCAUAACAUCAUGCAGGGUGAAGAUUCCGCGUUUGGAAUAUUGUAGCUUUGCUGAUGGCAGUGCAAUCAAAAUAAAUGAUGAGAAAAUUGGGCACACAACAAUUGCACAUUGUGAAACUUCUCAAAAUUCAGAUGAAGUUCUCGCCGGCUUACUAUUUCGUGACAUCGAAGAAGGCUCUGAACAAAUGGAGGAGGUUAGAGAAUUGACAGUUCCUCAGAUGGAGGACUCCCGUGAACAAGAUUUUAUACGACUUGACAAAUCUAUCAAUGAUGUUGAACAAUCAGCUGUCAAAUUACUUGCAUUUAGGACACUCACAGCAGUUGAAUUGAGAAAGGAUUUGCUUAGCAAGAGAUUCUCUCCAAAUGCAGUGGAGGCAGUGUUAAACAAACUCCAUAGACAAGGGUUCAUCAAUGAUAAGUUGUAUGCUGGAUCUUUUUCUCAAUACCGGAUGGUCUUCAUCUACUUGGGGUCCGAGACGGAUCAAACAAGCCCUGUUCAAGAAGGAAGUUAG